AUGACUGUUCUCGAUGAUCAAUCUGCAACUCGGCCUUGGCGCAAAAUUGGCUGGGAUGAAGAUCACCCACCUUCCUUCCUCCCGCACCCACGCGCCUUGCAUCGCCAGCGAGUGCCAGAAGCUCAAAUUUUAGCUUCUACAAUUAUGGCCUUCUUAUAUUCCCUAGUAAAGGUCAUAUAUCCCUUGUUGGUGAUCCUUGCGGCCGUGUUGCUUUACAGCUAUGGACCAGAGCACUCCUUGACGACCCUCGUAUCGCCAGUGACCCACCACACGCCCACAUCUCCAUAUGCUGCAAGCUGGAGGUCAUGGUUUCAUCCGCUCCAAUCACAAUUAGGCUAUGCACCUACAUCCCUGAAAAAAGAUUGGAAUGUUCUGCAUCACCUUGGGGGCAAUGGGCCUUGGGUCGAAAUGUUGGAUGAAGGCAGCCGGACACCAGAUUUGGCGCCGUCACCGGGCUGUUCAAUCGAUCAGGUGCAUAUGAUGUCGCGGCACGCAGAGAGAUACCCCACGCCGCUUGUUGGCUAUCGGCAUCUAAAGUUCUUGGAGCGCGCCAGGUUACUUGAACUACCUUUCAACGGCUCACUCGAAUUCCUGAACGAAUGGACCUACUUUACUGACAACCCCGAACGGGAUUUCGGCCAGUUGACUAGUACAGGCCCCUACGCUGGCACACUAGGUGCUUUUACCACUGGUGUGCGCUUUCGCACGCGGUAUGGUGAAAUAUUACCGAAAGACAAUACAAUCCGAUUCUGGGCCAGUGACUCGGAGCGCGUCAUUGAAUCGGCCCGCUACUUCGCCUCCGGGUUAUUCGGUCUUAACUGGGAAAGCAGAGACAAGGCUGUACUAGAGAUCAUCCCGGAGACAUUUGAGCGAGGAGCAGACACUCUGACGCCAGGUGAUACCUGCCAAAGAUAUCUCGAGGACACCACAGAUGGCCAUGAUAAUGGCGAUACAAUGCUGAGGCACUAUCAAGAUGUGUAUACCCCCGCAAUUGCUGCGCGGUUGACCAGCGAGAAUCCAGCUUUAGGCAGCCUGCUUAAUACGGAAGUAUACGCCAUGCAGGAGAUGUGUGGCUUUGAGACCAUGGUCCGUGGAUCGAGUCCCUGGUGUGAUGUUUUCACCGAGGAGGACUGGCUCCAUUUCGAGUACGCCCGCGACAUCAAGCAUUACUAUGGGUCUGGGCCGGGGAAUCCAUAUGCUGGAGCAAUGGGAUGGCUCUGGUUGAACGCCACAGCAACACUCUUAAAGGCUGGACCAGAAGCUGGGCCGAUGUUCUUAAGCUUUGUACAUGAUGGCGAUAUUUCACCGCUACUUGCAGCCCUUGAUCUUUUCAAGGACCCACGCAAUACUCCCCUUCCGCUCACAUACCCUCCAGCAGAUCGCUCCUGGAAGACGUCCACUAUUCUCCCUAUGGGCGCUAGGAUUACAUUCGAGCGGAUGACUUGCCCAACUGAGGAUGACAGGGAUGACGAGGUAUACGUCCGCAUCAACGUUAAUGAUCGGAUCGUACAACUACCGGGCUGUGUGGCGGAUCCAGGGCAUACCUGCUCUUUGGAUAGUUUUCUUCAAUAUGUGAAUUUCAGGAGGGAGGAAGUAGGUGAUUUUGGCGAGGUGUGUGGACUGGAAGGGCAUGCCGGGAAAAUCACUUUCUUGCAUCAGGAUCGAGAUUAG
Messenger RNA from Penicillium brasilianum, 1671 nucleotides. The record is from the annotation of a GenBank genome assembly. NCBI's taxonomy places the organism in Eukaryota, Fungi, Ascomycota, Eurotiomycetes, Eurotiales, Aspergillaceae.